CUCUUUUUCAGGUUACUUUUGGCACAUUACAGAUAUCCACUACGAUGGACAUUUCAAUUCAGUGUCCGACAUUAGAAAAGGUUGUUGGAGGCCGGACUACGACGGCAGUUCGGGAUCUAGGGCACAAAGGAAGCCCUUAGGACCCUACGGCGACUAUAGCUGCGACGCGACAUGGGAACUCAUAGAAUCGGCGUCCAAAAUGAUGAUGACCAGACAGAACGACAAUGUAGAGUUCGUUCUGUGGACAGGCGACGCCUUAUCUCACCACGCGACCAAGCACGUGAAAGAGGGACGGCUGUUGGAAAUCAUCCAGAACGUCACCGAUCUGCUCCGGAAAACCUUUUCCUCGCAAUUCGUUUUUCCGGCGCUGGGCCACGACGAUCCGCUAGCCAGGAGAGAACUGGGCAGGUUGUGGAGGCAGUGGUUGCCUACCGACGCCAUGACGACGUUCGAAACCGGUGGAUACUACCUAAUAGAAAGAAAAUCUUUAAAACUUCAAGUUAUAGUGUUGAACACAAAUUUAAUGAGAAGACCGGAAGACGAUGAAGAUGCAACGGCGCAAUGGGUUUGGCUAGAGAAAAAAUUGACCGAAAUGAAGAACAAAACAGUAAGUGGAUACUACCUAAUAGAAAGAAAAUCUUUAAAACUUCAAGUUAUAGUGUUGAACACAAAUUUAAUGAGAAGACAGGAAGACGAUGAAGAUGCAACGGCGCAAUGGGUUUGGCUAGAGAAAAAAUUGACCGAAAUGAAGAACAAAACAGUUUAUCUUGUCGGCCAUAUACCUCCAGGGUCGGACGAAAGGCACAAAGGCCUGUCGGCUUCUAGCCACAUAAUGUACAAAGACUUCCACAACAAGAAGUAUUUGAAAAUUGUGAGGAAGUUCCACUCCAUUAUCGUCGGUCAGUUCUUCGGUCAUCUUCAUUCUGACACCUUUAGGAUAGUCUACGCUGAAAAUGGUCGACCAAUAUCGUGGGCUAUGCUGGCGCCAUCUAUAACACCUAAACGGACUCAUAAUGGACCCAACAAUCCUGGUUUAAGAAUUUAUAAAUUUGACAAAGACACCGGACAAGUUUUCGACUACACCCAGUACUAUUUGGACCUCUCCUCCGCUAAUUAUAACAGGAAAGCGGAUUGGGUAGUCGAAUAUAACUUUAGCACUUACUACGGAAUUAAUGACAUAACUCCUUUGAAUUUGCAUACUCUGGCAGACAAGUUUACACAAGAGGCAACUACUGACAACGGCGUUUUUAACAAGUACUACAAAGCAAACUCUGUCAAGAUUCACACCAGGGCUACAACAAACUGCGACGACACGUGUGCUCACACUCACUACUGUGCUAUCACGCGUAUAGACUACGAUGAGCACAGUCAGUGCUUGAAGAUAGCUGCUAGUGCUCUAUCUUCUUCCUCAUCUUUCACCAUAUCGUGCGCCAAAUUCAAAAUCAUACUAGCCGCAGUGUUUGUUAGUGUGGUAAGAUAUGUUCUUUCCAGUGAACUGUUUGACUAAAGUGUCUUUUUGUAAUUGAUCCGCUUUGUACAUUGUAUCUAAUCAUCAUUUUAUGUAAGAGAAGGUUAUUUUUGGAAAUUGGUCACAUAAUGUCGGACUGUUUUUUGAAUAUAGCUGCAUUUAUACAGGGUGACUUUUAGAAAGAGUCAAAGAGUAUUUAAAAAUUUAAUUAGAAGAGACGUAAUGCUUUUUAGCAUAACUUAAUAACGUAAUUCAGUAAUCAACCAAAACUAUAUUUAAGUCUGUCUAAAAAUUUUAAACGUAUAAAAUAAGGAUACAUAAUAUUUUUGUUUAAGUCUUUGGUGGAGCUAUAUAGAAUAAAAUUUGGGUUUGGGACCUUUAGUGUUAUAACAGCAAAAUAAAACACUAAUUCACAACAAUAAACCAAAACACUUUAAUUUUAACACUGGAUACGCGUUUUACUAAACAUGUUAACAUCAUCAGCAGAUGAUUAAAAAACAGUUUUGAUCAUCUGCUGUCUAGUGUAAAAAGUGUUUUGGUGUAUUGUUGAGAGUUUUGUUUUAUUUUGCUGUAACUAAAUAAACUUGUACACUUUUUUUAUACUAUACAAUAACAUUUGAUUAAGUUCUGG
Messenger RNA from Sitophilus oryzae (rice weevil), 2099 nucleotides. RefSeq names its product acid sphingomyelinase-like phosphodiesterase 3b. The transcript has 9 exons. The record is from RefSeq and is a predicted model, not a curated record. NCBI's taxonomy places the organism in Eukaryota, Metazoa, Arthropoda, Insecta, Coleoptera, Curculionidae. Bases 200 to 1507 code for a protein of 435 amino acids.